Molecule: messenger RNA, 279 nt
Organism: Pyricularia grisea
Lineage: Eukaryota; Fungi; Ascomycota; Sordariomycetes; Magnaporthales; Pyriculariaceae
Exons: 1
Coding region: 1-279 (92 amino acids)
Source: RefSeq, a predicted model, not a curated record
AUGCUGCCAUCAUCGUACAUGAUUGUCAGCAAGCUCGAUUGUAAUCCCCCGCGUUUUUCUGCAGUGAGCAGAGGCGACAGUCACAUCAAAUAUAGCACUCGUGCUAAGGGUGUGAACCCAAUAGGAAGCCGGUUCCACGAUGCAAAAGAUGCCGAAAACGGGCAAGCUGAAUGCAUUCUUGACAAUGCGUGUGCCCCAAAGCUUGGCAGUCGAUCACUGAAGAUGAUCGAUGCUGAUAUCAGCCGCUUGACCAUCGCCGAGAGUAUGCGAUGCGGCUGA